Messenger RNA from Helobdella robusta, 1287 nucleotides. RefSeq lists its product as hypothetical. Lineage: Eukaryota; Metazoa; Annelida; Clitellata; Rhynchobdellida; Glossiphoniidae. The coding region runs from base 1 to 1287 and encodes 428 amino acids. The record is from RefSeq and is a predicted model, not a curated record. The transcript has 3 exons.
AUGGCACCAGUCCUAUAUCAAUGCACGGUUUGUUUAAAUCAUUAUAAAAUAAAACCGAACGGUAAACUAUAUCGACAUGGAGACAAAGUGAAGGGCCAGGAAUGCCCUGGUUCGUUCAAGGCAGCCGACCAGCCUCCGGCUGGUUCAUCUGCUUCCGUGCGACCGCCGCUUACCGCUGCACCUGUCAUCAACCCUCAUGUUACUACACGCGGUUCUUCGGCGUCGGUCUCGGAGAGUCCCUCCCAAGUGGAUUUUUUUCAUGUUUUUGACAGGCUGACGGUCGUUUUGAGGACUGCCCAUCUGUAUGAUCACGUUCCCAAACCGUGCAGAGACAAGGUAUCUAAAGCAUUGUCGGCUUUAUUGACGGCCGUUUGCGAUGAUCCCUGCGACGCGGCCCAUUGGUGCAGGCUCCAAUGUUUUUUGGCAUUUGUUUUGUUCAAGCCAACCAGGGGCGGUCGCAGGACUAAUCAAGCCAAUUACGUUGUUAAACGGUUGGCCGAAUUCAGUUCGACCGAGGUCGAGUUUAUUGUGGCAAGGCAGUCUCUCGGCGGCCGUCAGACUUGUUCGCCCGCAGGCCUGGCGGAGAGCUCGCCUGAGACACUCGCUAAACUCAAAGCUAUUCAUCCCAGUGCUCCAUUGACCAGGCGAGCUUUCCCCGCGCAGGAGCCGUCCAAUGGUCGCGUUUCACCAGCCCAGGUGUUGACGGCUUUAAAGUCGUUUAAUAAUGGUUUAUCGGGAGGCCUUGAUGGCUUGAGGCCUCAGCACAUAAAGGAUUUACUUUCCGGUCCAACGCCCACCGAUGAAUUGUUAAAUAACCUCACCCGGUUUGUAAAUUUGUUGUUAUCUGGGGUCUGCCCUCCCGCGGAACCGUCGGGCAUUGCGGCGCACGACGGUAAGCGCCCUGACGGGUGUACCUUGAUCCCUUGGAGAGCCGGCAGGUGCUUGGCGUGGGACGUUACCGUUCCGGGCACCUUUGCUGAGCGCUACGUGCAGCUUACUAGCAAAGAAAGCGGUUUGGCUGCAACCAGGGCAUCUGACGAGAAGAUCAAAAAGUACGACGGAGCUCUCCCAUCGAUGGAGUUUUUACCGAUUUGUAUCGAGGUCCUCGGCCCCAUGGACCGUAACACCUCCGGGUUUUUCAAUCGGAUUUGUAAAAAUAUCAGUAUUAGGUCAGGCGAUAGUAGGGAAUAUUUUUUUGCUAUGAAUAAUAUCUCGUGCAUUCUGCAGCGGUUUUUGCGCGUCUGUGUGUUAGAAAAUGUGGAGUUGAAUGCCGACGGGGUUGAGUGA